AUGGGGCCAAAGACCGUGGUCAUUGUCGGCGGCUCGUUCGCAGGUCUUAAAGUCGCGCGUGGCCUGCUGGAGGAAGUCAAGGGCGACAAGAUUCGAGUCGUCGUGAUCAAUCCCUCCGAAAAAUUCUAUUACUGCAUUGCAGCGCCCCGUAUCCUCGCCAAACCAAAGGCCUUCCGGCCCGAGGAGUACCUGAUACCGAUUGCCAAGGCGUUUGCUCACUAUGGCAAGAGAUUCCAGCUGAUUGUCGGCCAUGCGACGGGGAUCGACGAGCCUGGCCACACUGUGACCGUCACUUCUGACCAAGGGAAGAUCGCCACCGUGCCAUUUGACUAUCUGGUGCUUGCGUCUGGUUCCUCGACGAAAUCUACCCAAGAGGGGGUUCUGGUCCCAUACAAGCCCUAUGGGCCGAACAGCCUGGAGCCCGCGAUCCGCAGUGCGCAAGAAGCCAUCGCGGCCGCGACAAGUAUCAUCGUCGGCGGAGCAGGGCCGAUCGGGGUCGAAUUUGUCGGCGAACUGCUGGAAGCGUGGUCGGACAGACCCAAGAGCAGUAUCACCUUGGUCUCUGCUACGCAACAGCUACUCCCAGCGCUUAAGGCAUCCGCCGGCAAUACAGCUGAGAAGUAUCUGGUCAGCCGCGGCGUGAAGGUCGUCAAGGGCCACAAGGUCACGGACGCCGUGAAUCACGGUUCGUCCUGGACCGUGAAUCUAUCCAACGGCCAAUCCUUGACCGCAGACCUCUACGUCUCGACCGCAGGCCUCAUUCCGAACAGUAGCUACAUUCCCCGUGACUUCCUAGACGAAGCGGGCUGGGUCCGGAUCGACAACAAGUUUCACGUCCGAUCUGCGAAAUCGAUACUGCCGCACAUCUACGCUGUCGGCGAUAUUACGACCCUCCCAACCCGGACCGCGAUCAAAGUCAACGAGCAGGUUCCGGUCUUGGUUAAGAAUCUGAAGGCUGAUAUCAAAGGGACCAGCACAGCAAGAGCAGCUUACGAUGUCCACGCCGCCGCAGACAAAAAGAAGAUACUAAUGUUUGUUCCUCUUGGAUCCAGAACUGGAACCGGUCAAAUGAUGGGCUUCGUCCCCUGGGGCUGGAUGGUGGCAAAGAUGAAGGGAAAGGACUUUUUUGUCUCCAAGGCGGCCAGUAUGGCAGGGCUGGCGUAA
This is a messenger RNA of Aspergillus pseudoviridinutans, 1164 nucleotides long. RefSeq names its product NAD(P)/FAD-dependent oxidoreductase. NCBI's taxonomy places the organism in Eukaryota, Fungi, Ascomycota, Eurotiomycetes, Eurotiales, Aspergillaceae. The coding region runs from base 1 to 1164 and encodes 387 amino acids. Gene Ontology annotation, molecular function: flavin adenine dinucleotide binding; electron-transferring-flavoprotein dehydrogenase activity. Gene Ontology annotation, cellular component: cytoplasm. The record is from RefSeq and is a predicted model, not a curated record. The transcript has a single exon.